This is a messenger RNA of Fragaria vesca subsp. vesca, 1281 nucleotides long. Its product is annotated as ornithine decarboxylase-like. The record is from RefSeq and is a predicted model, not a curated record. Bases 1 to 1281 code for a protein of 426 amino acids. Lineage: Eukaryota; Viridiplantae; Streptophyta; Magnoliopsida; Rosales; Rosaceae. Gene Ontology annotation, molecular function: ornithine decarboxylase activity. The transcript is spliced from 2 exons. Gene Ontology annotation, cellular component: cytoplasm.
AUGGAGUAUUGUAAUGUAGAGAGCGUCCAAGCCCUACUGAGUGCACCGCCUGAUAAGGUCAUGAGCAUUAAGGGGCUGAGUACUGAUGAAUAUAUCCUUGAGAAUAUCAUUUCGAUGAUCAAGAAACAGAAAGAUGAGGAAGCGUUUUACUUGCUGGAUUUAGGUGUUGUCAUCGACCUCAUCGAAACCUGGAAACGUAACCUUCCGAUGGUCCAACCCUUCUACGCUGUUAAGUGCAAUCCACAUCCGGAUCUCCUUGCCACCUUGGUGGCUCAUGGCUCCAGUUUCGACUGUGCAAGUCGGUCUGAAAUUGAGUCCAUUUUGGCUCUUGGAGUUUCUCCGGAUCGCAUCAUCUAUGCAAAUCCCUGUAAAGGUAUCUCUCACAUCAAGUACGCUGCCGAAGUUGGCGUGAACCUAACCACUUUUGAGUCACUGGAUGAGAUUGAGAAGAUCCGGAAAUUGCACACGAAAUGUUCUUUACUAAUCCGCAUUAAAGCUCCGGACGAGAGUGGGAGCAGGUGGCCAAUGAGUUCCAAGUACGGUGCUCUUCCCGAAGAAGUCCCUCAGCUCCUCCAAGCAGCUCAAACUGCAGGGCUCAAAGUUGCUGGGGUGUCAUUUCACAUAGGGAGUAAGUCCCACAAUUCUCAAGCAUACAAAAUAGCCAUAGAAGCAGCUAAGGCGGUUUUUCAGGAGGCAGAUAGACUCUACAUGCCUCCCAUGUAUGUGUUGAACAUUGGCGGUGGCUUUGUGUCCGAUGCACUGUGCUUUGAAGCUGCGGCAGCAGCGGUGAAUGCUGCCGUAGACAAGUGUUUUUCUGAAGAGGGGCGACGCAACUUAACAGUGAUCGCAGAGCCAGGUAGGUUCUUUGCAGAGACGGCUUUCACGCUUGUCACCAACAUCAUAGGGAAACGCGUGAGAGGGAAGGUCAGGCAAUACUGGAUCAACGAAGGGUUUUAUGGCUCCAUGAUGCGUAUAGACCGCACAAGCCUAGUUGAAUCAUGCAUUUUUCUGAAAUGCAUAUCCAAUAACAGUAGCGAGAGUGAGAAGAACUCCACCCUGAUGAUAUGUGGCAAAAGUAACGGUGGCGGUGCUCAUACUUACAGUUCAACUGUGUUUGGUGCGACCUGUGAUCCGAUUGAUAAAGUAUUGGAGGAUCACCAGCUACCAGAACUGGAGGUGAAUGAUUGGCUGGUGUUUCGAAACAUGGGUGCUUAUACUUCGUCGUGUAGCAACAACUUCAAUGGUUUUGGCUCCACCAAGAUCACCUACAUCAUUAACUGA